This is a messenger RNA of Gadus macrocephalus (Pacific cod), 3908 nucleotides long. RefSeq names its product myelocytomatosis oncogene homolog (gene mych). The transcript is spliced from 3 exons. Lineage: Eukaryota; Metazoa; Chordata; Actinopteri; Gadiformes; Gadidae. The coding region runs from base 913 to 2040 and encodes 375 amino acids. Gene Ontology annotation, molecular function: RNA polymerase II cis-regulatory region sequence-specific DNA binding; DNA-binding transcription factor activity, RNA polymerase II-specific; protein dimerization activity. Gene Ontology annotation, biological process: positive regulation of cell population proliferation; regulation of transcription by RNA polymerase II. The record is from RefSeq and is a predicted model, not a curated record.
ACACACACACACACACACACACACACACACACACACACACACACACACACACACACACACACACACACACACACACACACACACACACACACACACAGACAGACAGACAGACAGACAGACAGACAGACAGACAGACAGACAGACAGACAGACAGACAGACAGACAGACAGACAGACAGACAGACAGACAGACAGACAGACAGACAGACAGACAGACAGACAGACAGACAGACAGACAGACAGACAGACAGACAGACAGACAGACAGACAGACAGACAGACAGACAGACAGACAGACUGAGGUACAUACAGAUCGACCGAAGACCGGACAGGCAGACAAUAAGACCAGCAGACGGAGAAAACGGAGAGACAUAUAUGUUUUAAGCUGAGAGCGAGACAGACAGACAGUCAGACAGACACCCGGCUUCUACACGCGGCCACGUGUGUUUUUCUGUUCCAGCGUUACCCGCCAUGAUUUUCCUGGAAUCCCAGUGCUGAGAACGUAUCCCUCCGCCGUCCAUAGACCCCGAACGGCUGCGCCGAAUCACCGCAUACAACUAUUGAUGCGGUCAAUGACGGAUGGACGCCAUCGAAUUGAAAUUACCAAUGGGUAAUAUUGGCCAUGGUUUGAUUUCCUAAUCGGAUUUCCUAUCGGAUUUAGAGUUUUGGCGCGGUUUUGUCUGCGGAGGCAUACAAGUGAGUGGUGUGUGGUAUAAAGUUAAAGGCCCCCACGCGGCCACACCCACUAAGCUACUCGUAGGGAGGGAACGUGUCUUUACUAUCCACACCAUGCCGCAGCACUGGUGAUUUAUUACACGCUUCUACGGAUUCUAAAGGCUUUCUGUGGAUUUUCUUAUCCCCUCUACCGCUGAUACCUCUCUUCUCCGUGGACUGUUAAAGACUCCGGAGACGACAUGUUGCCGAGCUUCGCCCAAUCUCAGGACUGGCUCUACUCAGACCCGCUGCUCUUCGAUGACGAUUUUUGUCAAAGUUUAAUGAAAGACCUCCAGUCGCUGCCCACCCCUCCGCAGUCCCCACCGAACAAGACCGGGGCGGGCGGCUCCUCCAAGCCGCUGUCCAAGGAGGACCAGCUCAGCUACGUGUCGGACAUUCUCCUUGAGGACCAUGACAUGUCGCAGCUCGGAUGGAACUGCGAUUUCUUCGACAGCGACCCAGUGUGCGGAGAGAAGGUCACCGUUCGGCCCGUUCCGGAGGAGGCGGAGGACGGGCUGUGGGGCUGCUUCGGGGGCGACAAGGUUCUGGAGGAGAAGCUGGCGGUGUCGGUGCUGGGGUCGAGUCCCCUGCUCUCGGACAUAGACACAAGCAUUUUUGAGGAGAUAGCUGGCUCCACGCUGGACUGCCAGGCGGUGCUGGGCAGCCAUGCCCCGGGCACUAGACACGACCACAGCGAAUCCACGUCGGACUAUGGUUCCGGCGGCGGAGAGCUCUCCAACUACUCCUCCAGCGAUUCUGAGGAGGAGAUUGACGUGGUCACGGUGGUCAGGUGUCCCUCUGGCUCCACCCCCCUGCCCUCAUUGGCUGAUCUGCGGAAGGAGGAAGAGCAGCGAGCGCGCCAACGGCAGCACCACGACAUCCACCUGCAGCACAACUACGCUGCGCCGCGCCCCGACUCCCCGCCCCCUCCCUCCACCAAGCGGGCGCGAGGAGCAGACUCCUCCUCGCGGUACCACCACCACCACCACCCCUCCUCCCGCUCCUCCUCCUCCUCCUCCUCCUCGCGGAGGCAGCAGGAGCAGCUCCUCCCCCCGGCGGAGACGGAGGACGAGGAGGAGAGGCGAAGGACUCACAACGUGAUGGAGCGCCAGCGCCGCAACGAGCUCAAGAACUGCUUCCUGCGUCUCCGCGACAACGUGCCCGAGCUGUCGCACAACGACAAGGCGUCCAAGGUGGUGAUCCUGAAGAAGGCGCGCGACGGCAUCCGCAGCCUGCAGAGCGAGGCCCAGAGGCUGCAGGGCAGGCGGGACAAGCUGCGGGGCCACCAGGAGAGGCUGAAAGCCCGGCUGGCGCAGCUCCGCAGCUAGGGGCCCGCCAUGGGACGGUCGGCCCACAGAGGAUGAGUAGGAAGACAUUUUAGUGACCGCUUGAAGGGCAGCACAGACUAACUCUAGGCGCACGCACGCACGCAUGCAUCAGGACUCUAUUCAUGCACCCUGCGAUGGAUCCUCCCCCCCCCCCCCCUGGCCCUGACUGGUGUGGGAGGUCAAGGGGGAAGGCCUCACCGGGGGUCAGGAGGGUCUUUGUUGGAGGUGAACGCACAUUUGAUAAAUAUAUAUUUCUCUCUAGCUUGGAUAAGGCACAUGGUGGACAUCCAACUGCUGGUCACUAUAUAUAAUAAAAAUGGUAGCAUAGGAAAAGGUAACUUAAGUGACCACUUUUAAAAGGUUGACUUACGUUAGUUUAAAAGUGACUUUGCCAUUUUAAGCCUCCUAUAGCAGGAGGAAGUUUCUGUGUUUGCUGUGCGUUCACCCCCUACUCUCAGGAGGGCUCUCAGCUGGAAAUGGUUUAACCUUCUAAUACUGUACCAGACCUCAACCCCCUCCCCAGACAGAACCCCUACCGCUCUACUGUGUGUACAGAGUGUCCUUCGCAUGGUUCCUAAGGAACUCUAACAGGACUUUGAAAGGGUGAGGGGACAAAGCAGCCAUCAACCUGAUUCUCAAAUAUAUUUGUCUAUCAAUAUAUGUGUGUGUGGGGGGGGGGGGGAUUUUCGCAUCUUAUAAUCUCUGCUGGCCAACACCCUGGCAUUUUCAAAAAUAACCUGAGUGGAGCUUCCAAUGUCUUGUAAGUGAAACCAUCUGAACAUCUACAUGGUUCAUGGGAUAACCCACAGAAUUCUGGUUAUCUGAUAACUCAGUCGUCUUUGGAGUCUGGAAUACGAUUCUAGUCUAUAAAGUAGAUCAUGGUCACUACUGUAAAAUAAGUAAUUUGAUGCUGUGUUUUACCAGAAACAUUCCCUGAAGGACGCUGAGCUUCUGUGUGUUGAGCUUCUCUCACUCUCAAGCAAUGGUUUCAAGGAGUUUUCAGAGAGUUCUUGAAGCUUAAGUAAAACUUGUUGCCUUAGAGUUUAACUUAUCCCGCAAAGAACGUUUCGUCUCGGCCCAACCGCUGCGUGUAAAUAUGGGAAUCACAAACUUCCUCUCAAUUAGACGUGAAUAAGAAAUUUUCCUGUCAACCAAUACUGUCAAUGUGGUCUGUGUCUAAAUGCGAAUUGUAAAAUUUGCAGUUGUGUGACUAGUUAAAAAUCAUCUUUUUUGUAAUUCCAUCGUUCAUGUGAACGGAAGGCCUGCUAGGAGGAGGAGCUCUGCUGUUUCAAAUGUUAGUUAGGUAUACCUGUUCUGCCUUGAAGUUAACGUGUGACGAAUGGCCGUGUCCAAUAUGUUGUUUUAAAUAUAAAUGUGCUCUUUCAUCAUGCCACUGUCAAGUUAAAACUUCAACUCUCAGAGAAAUAGAUUUUAUUUUUAUAUCAAUUGUUUGCCUUGUUUGCUGCACCUUGAUGAUUUACUGGUUGAAAAAGUGAUCAUACUUUUUUACAACUUGGGUCAGAUAUUGCUUUUUAACUUUUUACGGUGACGCCGGAUUUCAUAUUUACAAUACUGCUUCCAAACUUGCCAAAUAUGAAUUAUUUCUAUGACCAUGGUUACCGUUAAUAGCAUGACAACCUACCUCCACUUCGCCGCUGGGCUUUUGGAAUUACAAUAUUGUUCUUUUUAAUGUUUUUCAAAGCUUGAAAUAUCUGUACAGAUUUCUUAAAUGUAAAUAUUUUGUUAUGUAUCAUAAAUUAUUUUAGUCUUUUUCUUUUAAUUUGGUGAAAACAAGGAGUUGGGUACAUGGACAGCACUUUGUUUUUCGAUAUAUGGUUAUAGAUGAGAUAAUAAACCAAUGGAACUAA